Gastrolobium bilobum is the source of this 666-nucleotide messenger RNA. Its product is annotated as ras-related protein RABA4d-like. Gene Ontology annotation, cellular component: endosome. The record is from RefSeq and is a predicted model, not a curated record. The transcript has 2 exons. Gene Ontology annotation, molecular function: GTP binding; GTPase activity. Lineage: Eukaryota; Viridiplantae; Streptophyta; Magnoliopsida; Fabales; Fabaceae. The coding region runs from base 1 to 666 and encodes 221 amino acids.
AUGUCGAAUUUGUACGGUGAUUACAACCAGAAGAUUGAUUACGUAUUCAAGGUGGUGUUGAUCGGAGACUCUGCAGUUGGCAAAACUCAAUUGCUCGCGCGCUUUUCUAGAAACGAAUUCAACGUCGAUUCCAAGGCAACAAUUGGUGUUGAAUUUCAGACUAAAACUCUCAUCAUUGAUAACAAAACCAUCAAGGCUCAGAUAUGGGAUACCGCUGGCCAAGAAAGGUACAGGGCAGUUACUAGUGCAUACUAUCGAGGUGCUGUUGGAGCAAUGUUAGUUUAUGACAUGACCAAGCGUCAAUCGUUUGAUCACAUGGCUAGGUGGUUAGAAGAAUUGAGAGGGCAUGCCGACCAAAAUAUUGUUAUCAUGCUAAUUGGCAACAAGUGUGAUUUGGCAACUCUUAGAGCUGUGCCAACAGAGGAUGCAGAGGAGUUUGCACAAAGAGAGAACCUAUUCUUUAUGGAGACAUCAGCACUUGAGUCCACUAAUGUUGAAACUUGCUUUCUGACUAUUCUAACUGAGAUAUACCGAAUUAAUGGUAAGAAAACACUCACUGCUAAUGAUGGUUCAAAUUCCACUGCUGGGCUUCUCAAGGGAAGCAGGAUAAUUGUUCCUAGCCAGGAGAUGGGUGCAAAGAAGGGUGGUUGUUGUUUUUCCUCCUAG